AGGCAAGGAUGUCAUCUUCUUGAUCUUCAUCCUCAUUACCUUCCAUCUUAUUCACACAAAAAAAAUGGACAUCAACAUCGUGUCUGCGAUGCUCUACUCCAUGGCGCUCGUUCUGGUCGCUCUCUCCAUCGCCUUUGUGCUCCUCCUCCUGAAAAUCUUCACCGGCAAGUCCCUCCGAACCUCUAAGUAUCCGCCCGUUCACGGGACUGUCUUUGGUCAAAUCAUCUACUUCAGCCGGCUCUACGACUACCAAACCGGAGUCGCGAGGAGAUCUCCGACGUUCCGGCUCCUCGCGCCGGACCAGAGUGAGAUUUACACGGUCGAUACAAGGAACGUUGAGCACAUAUUGAAGACCAAGUUCGAGGAGUACACCAAGGGAGAGUAUAACAUAGAUAUAGCCAAGGACUUGUUCGGGGAGGGGAUUUUCGCGGUGGAUGGAGACAAGUGGAGGAAGCAGAGGAAGGUCGCAAGCUUUGAGUUUGCAACGAGGGUGCUCAGAGACUUUAGCUGUUGCGUGUUCAGGAAGAAUGCUGCAAAGCUGGUCAAGGUCGUGGAGGAAUUAUCGGCUGCUUCCGAGAUAUUUGAUAUGCAAGAUAUAUUGAUGAGAUGCACCUUGGAUUCCAUCUUCAAAGUUGGAUUUGGUGUGGAAUUGAAUUGCUUGGAAGGAUCGAGCAAAGAGGGAAGAGUCUUCAUGAAAGCUUUUGAUGAAGCGAAUGCACUGAUCUACUGGCGAUACGUCGAUCCCUCUUGGAAGCUCAAAAGACUUCUGAAUAUUGGUUCAGAAGCCCGUCUUAGGAAUAACAUUAAACUCAUCAACAAUUUCGUGGAUCAACUUAUUAGAACCAAGAGAAAUCAACUCCCAGCACAGCGAGAACGUAAUGACAAGGAGGACAUUCUCUCAAGAUUUUUGCUCGAGAGCGAGAAAGAUCCCGAGAAUAUGAACGAUAAGUACUUGAGGGAUGUAAUUCUGAAUUUCAUGAUCGCCGGAAAAGAUACUAGUGCAAAUACCUUAUCAUGGUUCCUCUACAUGCUCUGCAAACACCCCCUAGUGCAGCAAAAGAUUUUCGAUGAAAUAAAGGAAGUGAUUGGAGAUCAAGUAAGUGAAGCUAAUGCUGAUUAUUUCGUGGAGAAAAUAACUGAUCUGGUGCUUGACCGGAUGUACUAUCUUCAUGCCACGCUCACAGAGACCUUGAGGCUGUAUCCUGCAGUUCCGGCGGAUGGAAGAUGUGCUGAGGCAGAUGAUGUUCUCCCAGAUGGCUUCCACGUGAAAAAAGGGGACGGCGUAUAUUUCUUGGCUUACUCAAUGGGAAGAAUGCACAACAUCUGGGGAGAAGAUGCCGAGGAUUUCAAACCUGAAAGAUGGUUGAAGGAUGGAAUUUUCCAAAACGAAUCCCCUUUCAAAUUUGUUGCAUUCAAUGCUGGUCCUAGGAUCUGCCUCGGGAAGGAUUUUGCUUAUCGCCAGAUGAAAAUAGUUUCAAUAGCUCUCCUUCGCUUCUUCCGUUUCAGAUUAGCUGAUGAAACUAGACCUGUAACCUACAAGGUCAUGUUCACCCUUCAUAUCGACAAUGGCCUACAUCUCCAUGCUGUUCCCAGAUUGGCUGCAUAAGAACCGGACUAUUGAGUAUGGUCCAUCAUGACAUAUGGAAUUCUAACGUUGGAUGCUAGUUUCACUUAUAAGUAAGCAUGUGCACCACAAGAUCUUACUAUUGCACAUAAAUGUUGGAAUUACCCCACUGCUUGAAAUCGAAGAUCUUUGGGUUGCCCUC
Syzygium oleosum is the source of this 1766-nucleotide messenger RNA. Its product is annotated as cytochrome P450 704C1-like. Bases 65 to 1606 code for a protein of 513 amino acids. The transcript has 5 exons. NCBI's taxonomy places the organism in Eukaryota, Viridiplantae, Streptophyta, Magnoliopsida, Myrtales, Myrtaceae. The record is from RefSeq and is a predicted model, not a curated record. Gene Ontology annotation, molecular function: iron ion binding; heme binding; monooxygenase activity.